Rhodofomes roseus is the source of this 2604-nucleotide messenger RNA. Its product is annotated as WD40 repeat-like protein. The transcript has 5 exons. Gene Ontology annotation, molecular function: protein binding; zinc ion binding. Lineage: Eukaryota; Fungi; Basidiomycota; Agaricomycetes; Polyporales; Fomitopsidaceae. The record is from RefSeq and is a predicted model, not a curated record. The coding region runs from base 308 to 2395 and encodes 695 amino acids.
UUGUUCGCGCUUGCGGCCACGGAGGGCCACUGCUGCUGUUGUUCUCGACGCCUCCGCCGUCCAGCUCGACGCCGAGCCUCGCUCCCCGACGUCGCACAGCCCCCUGGUAACCGCAAAGGCUACUCUCGCGCCGCUGCCUGCACUCCCCAGCGAGCACCGCAGCAGCAUCCGCCCGUACCCGGCCCCGCCCAAAUCCGGCGACAUCCGACAACCCUCUGCAGACACUCCCUCCCACAAGUCCCCACUUCGACCAGAGACUGCUUUCUAGACAACCAGACGACCUAGCCUACACCUCCUAAGCCCCUGCAUGCCAGCAGUCAUGGCGGCACACCCACAAGCCUCGACCCUCUACAUGCCCAUUGUAUCCCCGCCUACGCCUGCCCCCUCGCCUCGUCUCUCUGCGUUCGAGCCGCCAACUAUCAGCGCGAGCAUCGAAGACCCGGCCUGUCAAGCUCGUCGCGAGUUUGCUGCCCUCACGCCAUCUCUCCGCUUCCAGUACUUGGCCGGCCUCCUCGCGGACUGCACCCCCGCCGAGCUCCUCUUCAUCUCUACCACGAUUACCCCGCUCCUUCGGCGAGACUUCCUGAAGGACCUCCCAGCGGAGCUCGCCUUCCAUGUUCUAAGCUUCAUCGACGACCCGAAGACCCUCGCUCGCGCAAGCGGUGUCAGUCGGGCAUGGCACCACCUAUUGGACGACCAGUGGAUAUGGCGGCGGAUGUGCGACGUCCACGGCUACGGCGUACCGGAGGGUGAACGUAGACAGGAGCUCAGAGAUGAGGAGAGCGUCGCGGACGAGGACUUGGACGCCAUCUCGAACAUAUCCGUAUCCGCCCCCACAGUAUCUACGUUGAGUAUGCAGCAGUUGUCUCCGCCCCUACAGCCUCGCUUUUCCUAUCGCAAGCACUUCCGUUACGAGUAUACAACCACUUCCAACUGGUUGCACGGAGGGAAGCUCCUGCGAAUGCAUCGCAUGCCCCUAGUCCCCGCAUCUCGACAAGCCCCUCCGCAGGCUGAGCCGCAAGGUGGACAAGCUACGCAGCCGUCAUCUGCCAUCCCUACGUCUGUCGCUAUAGACGAUAACUGGGUCGUCGUGGGGCUGGCGAACAGCCGCAUACAUGUCUUCAGCGCCCGGACGGGCGUGCUAAGCCGGACGUUAGUGGGCCACGAGAGCGGGGUUUGGGCGGUCAGCCUGGUGCGAGGGUCCGACGGCACCAAGAACUCUACCACCAAUCCGCACGAUAGAGAAUACGACGACGCAGAAGUGGAGGACCCUGCGGGAGAGAUGGACAUGGACUUUGACGACGAGUCCCUCGACCCCGCUGAGUACGACCCGCUCAUGCCGCCCACGCUAAGGCACGCACUUGGGCUCGACACCGGCGCUGAGGGGAGCGCCAAGCGGACAAGGCGGCGGUCGGCGUCGGACGUUUUCAGCAGCGCGGGCGGCCCGAGGAGCGGGAGGCCGAGGAAGAGCGGGAGCUCGCGGCCGCGGUCAGCGCUCUUCAACAAGCCAAGUGAGCCUAGCGGAGCAUCGGAUGGGUGGGGCCAGCCGCAUGCGUUGGUUGUGAGCGGUGGAUGCGACAAGGAUCUCAGGGUUUGGGAUGUCAAGUCGGGGUACUGCAUCUAUGUCCUCUCGGGCCACACGUCUACCAUCCGCUGCCUGAAAGUCCUUCACGGGCGUCCCAUCGCCGUGACAGGCUCACGCGAUCGCACCGUGCGCGUCUGGGAUAUCCAGCGCGGGCGACUCCUGCGGACGCUCGAGGGGCACGAGCAGAGCGUGCGCUGCCUCGACGUGUGCGACCGGCGCGUCGUGAGCGGGAGCUACGACUGCACGUGCCGCGUGUGGGACAUCGAGACGGGGGAGUGUCUGCAUGUCCUGAGGGGACACUUCCACCAGAUCUAUUCCGUGGCGUUUGAUGGUGUGCGGAUCGCCAGUGGUGGUCUGGACACCACCGUCAGAGUGUGGGAUGCCGCAUCUGGAACGUGCCUCGCCCUUCUGCAAGGGCAUACGGCACUCGUCUGCCAACUGCAGCUCUCGCCGACCAUGCUCGCCACGGGCGGGUCAGACGGGCGGGUGAUUGUCUUCUCACUCGACAAGUCCUUCACGACCCUGCAACGACUGUCCGCGCAUGACAGCUCUGUGACGGGGCUGCAGCUGGACGAGCGGUUCCUCGUCACGAGUGGGAACGACGGGCGGGUGCGGCUGUUCCGGUUCGACCAGGCGCGGGGGCUGGGCAAGUGCGAGUACGUGCGCGAGCUGACGGAGCCGACGGAGAGCGUGUGGAAGGUCGCGUUCACGCGGGAGACGUGCGCGAUCAUGAGCAAGCGCGGCGGGAAGACGGUCAUGGAGAUUUGGAGCUUUAGGCCGGAGGAUGUGGGCCUUUUGAGCGAAACGUGAGGGUGUAAUCGUGCAGUAUACAUAGAGCCCUGGGAGUGACAUUUGUUGUAUAUCUGGACACUGUAGUUGUUAUAUUGUACCCUGGUGAUGCGAGUGUUGCACAUCACAGUGGACUGGCUCGCUAUCAUUGGUUUCAUGACAAGAGCACCAUCAUCAACAGCCACUGAUGGAUGACUGACAGAUGGUAAUUGGUUGGAUGAGAGGCUUAC